Molecule: messenger RNA, 201 nt
Organism: Phytophthora nicotianae INRA-310
Lineage: Eukaryota; Oomycota; Peronosporomycetes; Peronosporales; Peronosporaceae
Exons: 1
Coding region: 1-201 (66 amino acids)
Source: RefSeq, a predicted model, not a curated record
AUGAGAUACUAUCUUGAUCUGGGCACCCCUUAUUUGAACCUCAACAGUGUGGAUGGUGAGUACCAGGACUUGGUCAUGUGGGAGCAACUCCCGGAUGCGGCUCGUGCGGCUUUAAACGAUAGUAGCAAUUUUGGGAAAGCCGAAGUUCCGUUCAAUGAUGAACACUACGAGGAGCACCUCGACAAUGCGUGGCCGCUGUAG